AUGACGUUCCCGGCCUGGCCGAUCUGCACUCAUCGCUAUUUUUGUCUGCUCUUGAUAUCGACGUGUUAUUAUUAUGGCAUCACUACGGCCAUUACAGUGGUGGACCACGUGUCCAAGGAUCGAUACGCAGCAGGAGCUGGCAGCGAUAGGGACACCGUUGACGACUCGCGCUUGCGAGAGAAAGUGGAAGACGAGGACGCGGAAAACAAGCAUUUCAUGGACGUUUAUUCGUUGCAAAGCGGACCUCAACAAUUGGAAUUUGGGCACGUGUUCGAGGAUCCAAACGUCUGGGAACAGAGAUACGAGAAAAAGGAUUUCGAUGCCCAACGGUAUCAAGGAAAGGUGAAAUGGGGUGACAAAGACGGCAGUUACGGUGAACAGUAUUGGGAUUUAAACCACGGCGGCGCUGGAUCUAACGAAAACGAAAAAAACGAACCAUACGAAGAACCUACUCCGAUAGAAUACGGACAGGAGAGCCGUCAGAGACCCGUGAUUUAUAAGCCAAUGAUGAUGACACUCCUUAAGAAUAAACCCAAGAAACCCGUUAAAGCUGUACGGAACUAUCCAAAGCGAUUAGUAGAACCACCAGCAUCACCGACAACUAUAGGAAGCUCCACUAAAAAAACCGCUCCUGUUUUAGUUUUCGACAUGAAGACUGGAGUGGUCAUGGACGAAGCCACAGGGAAUAAAUUCAUUUUGAAACCGAUAAAAGAUUAA
Macrosiphum euphorbiae (potato aphid) is the source of this 717-nucleotide messenger RNA. Lineage: Eukaryota; Metazoa; Arthropoda; Insecta; Hemiptera; Aphididae. The record is from the annotation of a GenBank genome assembly.